UGUAAACUAUAAAUCAUAAUUUAGAGUUUGACAUGAACUGUUUAGAAACGAACGAUACGUUCCUUUGUAGUUCCCCAAAACUCAAAGGGAAAGUGGUGACAAUGAAAUUAAAUUGAACUAUUUAAACGCAAUUCGAAUUAUAACUAAAUAAAAUCGUAUUGUUUACAUAACAAUUGAACUACAGUGUCCGCUGGAUUGUUUUCGUUAGAUCUUAAAUUGCAUUUUAAUAAAGAUACAAUGUCCGGAGAACAGUUUUCACUAGUUUGGAAUAGUUUUCCAAGGAACUUAUCAUCUGGAUUAUAUACAUUAUUGACCGAUGAACAGUUAGUCGACGUAACGUUAGCUGCAGAAGGUCAAAUAUUACGUGCACAUAAAUUAAUAUUGUCAGUUUGUAGUACAUACUUUAGAGAACUCUUCAAGGGAAAUUCUUGUAAACAUCCGAUUGUGAUUUUAAAAGAUGUCAACUAUCGUGAUUUGUCGGCAAUGCUUCAUUUUAUGUAUCAAGGAGAAGUUAAUAUUAAACAGGAAGAUAUAGCAAGUUUUCUAAAAGUAGCAGAAACUUUGCAAAUAAAGGGUUUGACUACAGAAACCGAAGAGAAGCUUGAGGAAUCAUUGACAAAAAAUGUACAAUUGGAUCAGCUAUUUAGUUCAAAAAAGAGUAAUAUUAAUUCUGUCGUAUCGGAUUUAAAUGUUUCUGCUUUUGAAAAUCCAGAGCAAUUAAUAGAAAAGGGUCAACAAUCUGAGAAACAAGACGUUUCGUCGAAGGAAGAGCUGCACGAUAAGGAAUUAAUAGAAAACAACACAAUCGUCGACAAUGUGUGCUGUAAUCAAGAUUCUACCUCUGAUUUGGUUCACAACAUACAAGAUACGCAAGCGGUACAGGACAAUAGUUGUAGAAGUAUAGAAACGCAAAGUAACGAAGAGGAACCAUUAGACUGUACAGCUGACAUUGGUCAUUCGGAAACACCUAAACAAGAACCACUGGAUUACACGCUCGAUGUUGAUUUAGAAACAGGAUAUAAAACAUAUUUGCCUAACGAAUCAGUUUAUAAACCCGAAGAAAACCUGCAAAGAAAAGAUUUUAUACGAGAUAUGCAAUUAAUUCCCUACAAUCAGAAUAUACAAACUCAAUCAUUUGGUUUGAGCAAUUUGACUGGUCUUCAGAGUGAAUUUACAUACGAGACUGGUUGUCAUGGUAAAGGUCGACGUACUAUUAAAGGUAUCUCUAAUAAUACUCUACCGUUGGAAACAACUUUGCGAGUUGUGUCAGAGUUGGGACCGACAUUGCGAAUGGAGAGGGGCAAAGUUAUUCGAAUGUAUUCGUGUCCAUGGUGUCUUCGUCAUUUCACGCGUAAGGAGAAUCUCAAACUUCAUGUUCGUUAUAUUCACGGCCCGCUUGAAAGUCUGACGUGUAAGCUUUGUGGUAAUAAAUAUAAAAAUAGUAACAGUUUACGUGUACAUUCGUAUCUCUAUCAUAACGCUAAACGGGAUAAACACAGCAAGCCGCUUGUAGAUGGCGACGUAUGAAAUUAAGAAAACGAAAGGAAAGAAAAUUUACACCAACGUUCACGACACAUAUGUUUUUGUUGCUUUAUAUCGGAAAUGUAGUGAUACGUACAGCGUAUGUAUAGUAUAUGCUAUACGUAUUGGCACAAUUUUAUUUAUAGACAACGAAGGUUCUAACUCUCGCGCGUUAUUAGCAAACGGAAUUCAUGAAAUUAUUUAACGGUCGUGAUCUACCUAAUCCCUCCGCCUGAUUCGAUUGUUAGGUAAUUUGAGAGCUCUAUAAUUUAGAGGAACGCAUUAUUCUCUUAAUUAACUAGGGAGUUUACUUUGCAAGCGUUAGGAACUACGAACAAUAACAUAUUUUAUAUAAAACAGGUUACUUUUUAAAAGAAAUCGAUUGUACAUAUACAUAUGUAUAUUGAUAUACCAUUUUGUAAAUAUACAAUUUUUAAUAAAAUAAACUGA
This is a messenger RNA of Colletes gigas, 1971 nucleotides long. RefSeq names its product modifier of mdg4-like. Gene Ontology annotation, molecular function: protein binding. The coding region runs from base 238 to 1527 and encodes 429 amino acids. Gene Ontology annotation, biological process: regulation of transcription by RNA polymerase II. The record is from RefSeq and is a predicted model, not a curated record. The transcript has 6 exons. Gene Ontology annotation, cellular component: nucleus. Lineage: Eukaryota; Metazoa; Arthropoda; Insecta; Hymenoptera; Colletidae.